GUAUAGCGAGGAAAGAAGAGUUAAGUGGUAUAUCGCCAGGGGGUGUCAAGGGUCGAGUGACGGUCCUGGCGUUGCUCGAAGCUCGCAGUUGUAUUCAGGCAGUAGUCGUCUAGCAAGUCGGAGCGUUUUUUUCAAAGGAACACGUUGUAAAGCAAGAUACAAGAGAAGGAAGACGAUAUAUAAUAUAAUAGAUACAGAAAGAAGAUAGCGUGAAUCUCAACGUGUUUAUAAGCGUUAGAGAAUUACGAAGAGGUUACCAUCCGUCGAAAGAAAGAAAGAGAUAGAUAGAUAGAGAGAGAGAGAGAGAGAGAGAGAGAGCGAGAAAGAGAGAGAGAGAGACAAAACUUAUUCGAGCUGCAUAAAAAUUUGCGUUCCUCGUGGCGAAUAAAAACCCGAUAUAAAUUUUUCGCAGGAGAAGUUAUCUAGAAAGGAGUCACGGUGAUAGUAAGCAACAACGCCCUGAUCGGAUACGAGCGACGAGUGCUCGUCUAGAGUAUAUAAGAAAAAAAGAAGUUGAGAAAGAGGAGAACGACGACAUUCUUGCGACGGUUCGUGAUCGUUAAGGAAGAAAGAAGUACUAGCAUUCUACGAGACAUAACGACGAAGCUGGUAUACCCUUCGUUAGGGCAAUCCAUCUGUCUCGACGCUCAACGUCGCUGCGACUCAUAUUUUCACGCUAGAAGGCGGCCGUCCAGCAGGGCGAUACCAUUUUAUAUGACUUUUCUUCGACGACAAGAAACAUCCAGGAUAUCAUCCAGAGAGAAAGGAUCGGUGUACAGGAAAGGCGGCGGUAGUAGGACAUCGUCCAAACGGUUUACAAACGGCAGCACCAUCUCGUUCGUUCGGUGCAAUCCUUUGGUAGGAUCAAGCGGUGAAUCGAUCGCACCAACCUGGUUCCCAGGGAUUCUUAAAGGCACGAGAAACGGACAGGCAGCGUGUAUGAUCAUUGAAGAAUAUCCCCCUCUGCCCAUCAAACCGAGGCAAAAUCCGCAUCAAGAUACCACCCAUCGAUUUUUAAAUCAUCUGGUCCUGCCUAAACACAGGACCUCAAAAUUUUCCAGUAAUAGGCAUCGGAAGUUACAACCGUUCAGAGAAACGUGACUAUCGUCAGCGGGUAGAGCGGCAUACCUUACCGCGGACAACGAAAACCACCCUGACUCGACACGUUACGAGCUACCAUCGGGUAGCAAUUGCUUGGCAACGUCGCUACACAGCAAUCAAACUGCCGCUGGGAAACGUGAGAAGGAGGAGAUCUAGAAGAACAAGGACGAAGACGUUACCCACUUGAACUUGGAGAGAAGGGCUAAAAGAUUAAAGAUAAUCCAUCCGAGAGCGAUUCUAAAACGGGCCGUUCGAACGAUCAAGCUUCGUAGAUCAAGCUUUUAUCACGAUUCACCG
Messenger RNA from Vespula pensylvanica (western yellowjacket), 1398 nucleotides. RefSeq lists its product as uncharacterized. Lineage: Eukaryota; Metazoa; Arthropoda; Insecta; Hymenoptera; Vespidae. The record is from RefSeq and is a predicted model, not a curated record. The transcript has 3 exons. Bases 715 to 1101 code for a protein of 128 amino acids.